AUGUCACCAACGGGGAGCGGCUCGGCCAUGGACGAGGACCCCACAGAGCCCAAGGCUCGCAAGGCCUGCAUCAACUGCAGGCGGCAAAAGAUGAAGUGCAGGCUCGACAAUGGCACCACAUGUCGUCGAUGCCAGCGGGCAGGACUGCCCUGCAUCUUUGUGCCUCGCGCGAAUGCAUCGGCCUUUAUGGUCCCCGCGUCAUUGCCCUUGGCCGAGCUGACCGGCCCCUCCGAAGUGACCAAGGACUUGCUUCGGCGCGUGCGGGCCAUCGAGGACCAUCUCGGCCUGUCUCUCACGGAAGUCGGGCAUCGCGUGGCCCACGAGGUCGCAUGCGACAAGACGCAGCCUCUCGACCAAGACGCGGCAUUUGCGAGCUUAUGGGACGCCGCUGCGUGCUUGGAGCGAUGCACACCGGGGCCGCGGGAUGCUGCGCUGUGGGCAAGAAGCCGCGUCAAGUACCUCUGGCAAACUUUCCAUGACAAGAUGCCUGGCCUCCAUUUCCUUCCCAACAAGCAAACCUUUUCUGCUCCGCAACCGCUCCUCCUGGCAGCCAUGCUCUACUGUUCGAGCGUCCGGGGAGCGCCGGAAGAUGCCGCCUUUGCGUCACAAUAUCUAACCGUCUUGUGCUCCGCGAUUGCGCAGCUGAGCAUCCCCGGGAGCGAGAUCGGAAGCCCGCCGUCUGACGAGGACGAUCCAGCGGCUCUGGAAGACUGGGCGUUCCAGACCGUCCUCGGCAUUGUCCUGGCGGGACUGUUGAACGAGGCGAAUGUUCGCGAGACGGGCAUAUGGAUCUCCAUCGCAUACCGCCUGAUCCUCGAGCAUUGUCCGCCGCACAUGGACGAGCGGUGCCGAGACUGGCAACGAAUCUUCAACGGCGUGCAAAUCGUCGACCUCGAGCACGCGUCGCUUCACCUCUCUUGCCCCGUCAUACCCAUCGAGUCUCCGCUUCCGGCGCUGCAAAUCUCACACAGGGACCAACUCUAUCGGCUAUCGCGUAUGAUGAACACUGGCCUGACCCGGUUCUCGGGCCGUGGGCUACCCACCAUCUGGUCUUGCUUCUCGAACAGCCCCAUCGACGCCGGGCAGGCCCCGUCGUAUCCCUUUACGCCAGUCGAUGCCGCCGUCAUACGAGACUGGGCGCGGCACUUGGACGACUGGCUCGUCGAGUUCACCAAGACGGGAGACGACUCGGACCCUCAGCAGCGUAUGGUCGUGUUUCGCCAGUACGUGCUGCAUCGCCUGCUUGUGCUCUCCAUCUACCAUCCCGCCCGCGGCUGCAACCUGCACUCCAACAGCAUCACCCUGAAUGAGCAACAUGAGCUGCUGCUCUCCGCUCGCGCCACCCUCAAGCUACACCUGCAUGACAAGUCGAUCUGGUCCAACUGGGAUCUUGUCAUGAUUACCUGGGCAGCCUUGAUUGUCAUCCAGGGCAUUGAGGUCGGCGUUGGUGAACCAGACGAUCUUGCAAGCAUCCGCAUGCACCUGGACAUGCUUCGGGAGACCAACGAACCCAAGCCUAGUUUGCGCGACAAACUGGCAUCGCGAUUGGAGCAGAGUCUUCAGACAGUCAACACUCCGAGCCCCGCAGCGAUGGGCCAUAUGGCUCAGGCGGCCGCCGAGGCAGAGUUUGACUGCUCCUGGCAGAUUUUUGACCAGGCCAUCAUGGAUCAAGUCAUGGAUCCGUUUUGGUCUCGACCAGCCGAGCUGCAACCCAUGUAG
This is a messenger RNA of Purpureocillium lilacinum, 1719 nucleotides long. RefSeq lists its product as uncharacterized. The record is from RefSeq and is a predicted model, not a curated record. NCBI's taxonomy places the organism in Eukaryota, Fungi, Ascomycota, Sordariomycetes, Hypocreales, Ophiocordycipitaceae.